UGGCUCUUGGCUCGGGCUUUAUAUACAAAUGUUAUUUUACCAUGACAGAUGUUUACCAAAUUUGUUAUUUUCUGCUCAAAUCGUAUGUGGCUUCGUAUAUAUGUUGUCCAUAUCGGCAUAAAUUAUUUUGUGUACCCAACACUAACUUAUUAGAGAGUUAUAUAUUCAGAAAAAAAAAACUCACUCAAAAUACAAACGCCGAAUAGUUGCCGAUAGAACGAAGAUUUCGUUGUAGGGAGAAACUACUUGGGCACUCAGUCGCUAUCGAAACGGCGAACUAAACUCAUCGUCGGACGGUUGCACGGCGACAGUGGUAGAUAAGAAUUAGUUUUUUUUAAUAAAAACACACACACGGACAACUAAGGAUCUGUACCGCCCCUAAAAGGACACACAAAUCAAAAUUUGUUUUAAACUCUUACUCCGAUCACAACCACAAAAAUGAUCAUCAGACGUGGCGAUAUUUUAACCAAGCAUUUAAGUCGCAAAAGUUUUGCUACAAAAUACCCAGCUAAGCAUUUCUCGAUAGCUGUUCGUAGCCUAUCAGCAUCCACAUGCAGCCCAACCACACCGUGGGAGAGCAAUCAAAGCUAUUUCUGCCACAAGAGCAAAAACCCAUUAGUUUAUCGUAACGUCGGGCAAGAAUUGGAGAAGGCUGCUAGGAUCCAUGGAACUACAGAAGCAAUUGUGUCCUACCAUGAGAAUAAACGUUAUACGUUUAAGACCCUGCUCGAAGAAGUGGAUCGCAUUGCUGCCGGCUUUCUCAAGUUGGGACUGCAGAAAGGUGAUCGAGUGGGCUUAUGGGGGCCCAACAACAUGCACUGGUACUUGUCAAUGAUGGGUGCCUGUCGAGCUGGUCUCGUCUCGGUUGGCAUCAAUCCAGCAUUUCAAGCUCCCGAACUGGAAUAUUGUUUAAAGAAAGUCAAUGUGAAGGCCAUUGUCUCCCCACUGACGCACAGAUCACACAACUACUAUGAAAUUAUAAGUUCACUGUGUCCAGAGAUUGCGUCGAGCCAGAAAGGCGAUCUUAAAAGUAACAAUUUGCCUCAUUUAAAAGCGGUGAUCAUCGAUACAGAGGAAAAUCUUAAAGGAGCAUUGAAGUUUAACGAACUAUUGGAUAUUGGUAAUGGAGGAGAUCUGAAAGAAAUUGAAAAUCUACAACCCCACAUCAUACCAGACUCACCGUGCAACAUUCAAUUCACAUCGGGCACGACGGGUCAACCAAAAGCUGCCGUCCUUUCCCACUACAACUUCGUCAAUAAUGGCAUCCAUAUUGGACAUCGUAAUCAGACAUUUGGUGCAAGGAUAUGUGUGCAGGUGCCCCUCUUCCACGCGUUUGGCGUUGUCGUGACCAUGAUGCCAGCCUUGACACAUGGUGGGACGUUGGUUUUACCCUCCCCCGCAUUCAAUCCGGAAGCAUCUCUGAGGUCCAUAGUAGAUGAGAAAUGUACCGUUAUCCAUGGAACACCAACAAUGUAUGUGGAUGUGAUUCGGAAGCAAAAGGAACUGGAUUUGCCCUUGAGUACGCUAAAAAUGGCAGUGACCGGCGGAGCCAUCUGUACACCGCAACUAUUCCUUGACAUGCAGAACAUUUUGAAAGUAAAGGAGUUCCGCAACGUUUAUGGUCUAACGGAGGCAACAGCGUCUAUUUUCCAAACGGGACCUAAUGAUUCCGUUGAACAAAUCCUAAACACGGUGGGUCAUGUACAAGAUGAUCUUGAGGUCAAAGUUGUCGAUACGAAUGGCAACACUGUGCCGUUUGGCCAGCCUGGAGAGUUGUGCGUUCGAGGCUACAGUACAAUGCUUGGCUAUUAUGGAGAUGAGGCGAAAACAAGGGAAACCAUUGGAGCCGAUAAGUGGCUGCGUACAGGGGAUCAAUUUGUUUUGCAGCCCGAUGGAUAUGGCCGCAUUGUAGGACGUCUAAAGGAAAUGAUCAUCAGAGGUGGCGAAAAUAUAUUCCCCAAAGAAAUCGAAGACUUCCUCAAUACCCACGAUAAUAUCAUAGAAGCCCAUGUGAUUGGUGUUCCAGACGAACGCUUGGGCGAAGAACUGUGCGCCUUUGUGCGUUUACAAGACAACACCAAAGCAAUAACCCGCGAUACUCUUAAGGAAUUUUCCCAUGGAAAAUUGGCCUAUUUCAAAGUUCCUCGCUAUGUUGUAAUAGUUGACGAAUUUCCAAAAACAACGUCGGGAAAAAUUCAAAAGUUCAAAUUGCUCGAACAAUUCCAGCGAAUCCAAAAAGGUGAUAUGGCAAAAGAAGUUAGAAAUUAGUUACAUUUAGGUUAUACUCGUACUGUGUGUUUUUUUAAUAUUUUGUGAUAUACGUAUGUACUUUUGUAAAUAA
Messenger RNA from Musca domestica (house fly), 2341 nucleotides. RefSeq names its product medium-chain acyl-CoA ligase ACSF2, mitochondrial-like. The transcript has 4 exons. The coding region runs from base 439 to 2268 and encodes 609 amino acids. The record is from RefSeq and is a predicted model, not a curated record. NCBI's taxonomy places the organism in Eukaryota, Metazoa, Arthropoda, Insecta, Diptera, Muscidae. Gene Ontology annotation, biological process: fatty acid metabolic process. Gene Ontology annotation, molecular function: medium-chain fatty acid-CoA ligase activity.